Osmerus eperlanus (European smelt) is the source of this 1195-nucleotide messenger RNA. RefSeq names its product hemicentin-1-like. Lineage: Eukaryota; Metazoa; Chordata; Actinopteri; Osmeriformes; Osmeridae. The record is from RefSeq and is a predicted model, not a curated record. Bases 52 to 1056 code for a protein of 334 amino acids. The transcript is spliced from 6 exons.
UUAUAAAAAGGGUCCUAAUCUGAGUGGAAAAUCAAAGACACUCUGGAUGACAUGCAAGGCACCAUGCAGUUUGGUUUUGAAAGGUUAUCCAUCCUUCUGGUACUGGCACUGACAGGGUACCUCAGUCCCUCCUGUGCAUCAGAAACAAACGACCACUCUGGUAUUACCAUCAGCUAUCUCGACCCGGUGACGGCUGGGGUCAGAACUAACUUCACCUGCUCCUCCACCUGCAUCCCACAAUGCACCUAUGUCUGGGUGCUGAAGGACCGCACGGUUGAAGGGAGCAUGCUCUUCUGGAUCCCAGACGGUCUGGAGAGCAGCGUGGACCUCCAGUGUACCGCCGUCAACCCAGAGAGCGGCCAAUCGGAAACGUCGACCGUCACAGUUGAAGUGGAAAACCCUUUCUCAGUACAGCUGGGCUCAGGGUACUUUUUCCCCACCGUGAACCAGCCCUUCACCCUGAUCUGCGGUGGCGCUACCAGGGAACACGAGGUGGCCUGGUACAAAGACGGCCAGGCUCUCACCCCAGACUCCAGGACAGAACUGCUGGCUGGCAACGCCACUCUCCGCUUCAGCUCACUGCUGCCCUCCGAUGGUGGCUUCUACCGGUGCACCGGGCUGAACGAAAACGUGGCCUUCAGCUUGGGCUACCUUUUAAACUUCGAGCCUUGGGCUGUCAGUAUCAGCGGGCCUGAUACAGUGCAGCCAGACAGCCAGACCACCUUCAUCUGCCUGGUUAACUGCACCAUCAGUGUGGACUGUUUCAUUUCCUGGCGGUUCAAGGGGGGGUUUCCUAGUGGAUCUCUCUCCAUUCGCGGGAGAACUUUCAAGUGGACCCCGUUCACACCUCGUACGUUCCAGAACCUGACCUGCGUGGUGGAAAGCGUGGAGAAAAACGGAGCCACUCAACGCUCUGCAGAGGGCUUCAAAACGGUAGAGGUCCUAGAUAUGCCUGUCUAUCCAACCGCCCCAGUGUCGGGGUCGGACGUUGUGAAGCUGAGUACGAUGUUGGUGAUGGUCUGUUGUUUGGGACUGCAGUUCCUCUUUGACUCCUAGAGAGGGCGCUGUAGAACCGCAACCGUACGAGAACGUUGAAGCAGUUUUUUUUUUUCUGUACGUGUGAUAAACGUUAUGAUCUCUGAAAUAAACAGUUACCACUCUGGUCUUAAUUUGUCCAGUUUGGCACAGCAUUUGU